AUGAGGUUCUCUGGGGAGCAGGGUUCCACCCCCAGGACCCAACCUUGUCUGAGCCGUGGGGCGCCUGGGCGGGCUGACACGGGGGGUGUGCCUGCAGAGCUCGCCCGGCACCUGCGGCACGUGCUGUUCCGUGACGUCUGGGCGCUGUGCCCACAGGUCUGCAUCUCCAGCCUCUGUGGCAGGAACGGGGUGAUGGAGGACAGCAUCUUCUUCUCCUUGGACUCUCUGAAGCUGCCAGAUGGGUAUUUCCCCCGGAGAGGUGACGUCGUCAACGCCGUGGUGGUGGAGAGCAGCCAGUCCUGCUACAUCUGGAGAGCACUUUGCAUAACCCCGGUGCAAAGGCGAGAUGCCGGGGCUGCUGGUGAGGCAACCGAGGAGCCCUGCGGAGCCCUUUUGCUGAAGGACAAAGGGGGUGUUGAAGUUACACAGAUGACACAUUUUGGGACAUUAAAGGAAGGAGGAAGUAAAACUAUGGUGAUCUGGAUUGAGAAUAAAGGAGACCUUCCUCAAAGCUUAGUCAGCUGCAGAAUGGCUGGCUGGGAUAAAGCCAGGCAGUUCAGAUUCCAGGUGCUGGAUGAAGCCCAAGCAGGCCCAGCAGUAUCUUUUGUUUCUCUGCCUGAGAAGGAGAAGAAUUUAUCAGAUGAAAAUAUUAAUUCAUUAAAUAGCUACCGAAAAAACAAAACCUGUCCGACGCCAGAGAGCCGUGUGGUGGACAACGGAAACGUCUCCCCAGGUGACCGUCCCUGUGAAGGAGAAAGCGGAGGACGAGGAGGCCCGCUACCAAGGCAGCAGGUGGCAGAGCCCGAGCCUGGGGUGCUUGUCCCUCCAGGGAGCAAGACCUCCGUGGUGGUUGUGUGUGACGCAAAAAAUUCUGGCCGCUGCAAGGAACUCCUUUUGCUCUGUUUUUCCAAUUUCCUAAUCGGGCGAUACCUGGAAGCAAAUGUUAUAAGUGGUGAGGAGUCACUGAUAGCUGUCCGUGAGCCAUUUUCUUGGAAAAAGCCUAAAAGUUUUCAAGCAUUAGCAUCCACAAAAACUACAGUUGUCGUGACCGCACAGAAGAGGAAUUCAAGACGACAACUUCCCAGCUUUCUUCCACAGUAUCCGAUACCAGAUAGACUUAAAAAAUGCGUGGAGCAAAAAAUUGACAUCCUGACUUUUCAGCCGUUACUCGCCGAGAUUCAUGAAGAAGAUGUAACUCUUAAACUUAAUCCAGAAUUUGAACAAGCAUAUAACUUUGAACCCAUGGAUGUGGAAUUUACGUAUAACAGGACCACAAGCAGACGGUGCCACUUUGCACUUGAACAAGUCAUCCACUUAGGUGUAAAAGUGUUGUUUCCAGAAGAAAUCAUUUUACAGUCUCCCCAAGUGACGGGGAAUUGGAGCCACUCACAGGACACCAGAAAUGAUGGGCAGUCCACCGCCAAGGAUAGGAAAACCAUGAAGGACGAAACUAAACACGGAAGGAAGGAGAAGUGUGUUGGUGCCAAGGACCUGCCAGGGGUGGUGGCCUUGGCCUCAGAGACCAGCAACUUGGCAGGCGAAAUUCCCACCCCCAGAGCGAGAGAGAAGGAAUUCUUCAAUCCAAUGCUGAACGAAAACCAGCAGUUGGCAGUCAGACGGAUUCUGAGUGGCGACUGCCGCCCGCUCCCCUAUGUUCUCUUUGGACCUCCCGGGACGGGGAAGACGGUGACGAUAAUCGAGGCCGUCCUGCAGGUACAUUUUGCUUUGCCAGACAGUCGGAUUUUGGUCUGCGCACCCUCUAACAGCGCUGCCGACCUCGUGUGUUUGCGGCUGCACGAGAGCAAGGUGCUGAGGCCAGCGGCCAUGGUCCGGGUGAACGCCACCUGCAGGUUUGAGGAGACUAUCAUUGACGCCAUCAAACCGUAUUGCAAAGAGGGAGAAGAUAUCUGGAAAGCUUCGCGCUUCCGGGUAAUAAUUACAACAUGCAGCAGCGCAGGGCUUUUCUACCAGAUAGGAGUCAGAGUCGGACACUUCACCCACGUGUUUGUGGACGAGGCCGGGCAGGCGAGCGAGCCGGAGUGCCUCAUCCCUCUGGGGCUGAUCUCGGACGUCAGCGGCCAGAUCGUGCUGGCCGGGGACCCCAUGCAGCUCGGCCCGGUCAUCAAGUCCAGGCUGGCCAUGGCCUACGGGCUGAACGUGUCCAUGUUGGAGAGGCUGAUGUCUCGACCAGCGUAUGUGAGGGACGAAAAUGCUUUCGGUGCUUGUGGCGCGUACAACCCCCUGUUGGUCACGAAGCUCGUGAAGAACUACAGGUCCCACGCUGCGCUCCUGGCGCUGCCCUCGCGGCUGUUCUACCACCGGGAGCUGGAAGUGUGUGCAGACCCCGAAGUGGUGACCUCCUUGCUGGGCUGGGAGAAAUUACCUAAGAAAGGCUUCCCUCUCGUCUUCCACGGCGUGAGAGGCAACGAGGCUCGAGAAGGGAGAAGCCCGUCCUGGUUCAACCCCGCGGAGGCCGUCCAGGCCAUGCGCUACUGCUGCCUCCUGGUGAGGAGCGUCUCCAGCCAGGUGUCGGCCAGCGACAUCGGUGUCAUCACACCCUACCGAAAGCAGGUGGAGAAAAUCAGAAUUCUUCUGCGAAAUGUCGAUCUGAUGGAUAUAAAGGUUGGAUCAGUAGAGGAGUUUCAAGGGCAAGAACAUUUGGUUAUCAUCAUUUCAACGACCCAAAGCUUUGCUGAUUGUGCUGGGAAACCCUCACGUUCUCGUCCGAGACCCCUGCUUCGGGGCUCUGCUGGAAUACAGCCUCACCAACGGGGUCUACACGGGCUGCGACCUGCCUUCCGAACUGCAGUCUCUGCAGAGCCUAAGCGAGUGAACAUGGCACCUUGCAAAACCCACACUGGCAAAGGAGCCCCUCGCUGGCGGCUUCUCCACAUGCAGCUGUGCCAGGUGAUGCCCCUGCCCCUGCCGCCCAGCGGUGCCAGGAUCCUCGAGACCAGAGAAACGUCGGGAGCCCAGUGAUCUGCAGUGGCUGCCCUGCCGCGUCCCCUACCUGUGGACCCCUGGGCUCCGCCUGGCCCAGCGCAUGUCACCGUUCCUGUCCCCAUGACUCCCGUGGGCCAUCCUUGUCUCGCAGACAGGGCUGCGUGUGCAGGAGGGGCCACGGGGUCGUUCUGAGCUGCUCCUGCUGCCAACCUCGGUACGAGCUGGCCUGUUCCUGCCACCAGGCAGUCACUGCCACCCUGCCCUGAAAUAAAUGCUCCAGUAACCCCAA
Molecule: messenger RNA, 3232 nt
Organism: Lemur catta (Ring-tailed lemur)
Lineage: Eukaryota; Metazoa; Chordata; Mammalia; Primates; Lemuridae
Gene: MOV10L1
Product: Mov10 like RISC complex RNA helicase 1
Exons: 21
Coding region: 1-2979 (992 amino acids)
Molecular function (GO): helicase activity
Source: RefSeq, a predicted model, not a curated record